This is a messenger RNA of Octodon degus (degu), 825 nucleotides long. It is a transcript of the gene Sec11c, whose product is annotated as SEC11 homolog C, signal peptidase complex subunit. NCBI's taxonomy places the organism in Eukaryota, Metazoa, Chordata, Mammalia, Rodentia, Octodontidae. The record is from RefSeq and is a predicted model, not a curated record. Gene Ontology annotation, molecular function: serine-type endopeptidase activity. Gene Ontology annotation, cellular component: signal peptidase complex; membrane. The transcript is spliced from 6 exons. The coding region runs from base 98 to 676 and encodes 192 amino acids.
GCGGGGACGCGAGCUGGUGGGCGGGGUCGGCCGGAGCUCCGCAGCUGUGUGUGACAUCUGGAACCAGCGGGCUGCCCGGGCCCCCAGAGACGCCGACAUGGUGCGCGCGGGCGCUGUGGGGACGCAUCUCCCUGUGUCCUGCCUGGACAUAUUCGGGGAUCUGAGGAAGAUGAACAAGCGUCAGCUGUACUACCAGGUUUUAAACUUUGCCAUGAUUGUGUCUUCUGCCCUCAUGAUAUGGAAAGGCUUGAUCGUCCUCACAGGCAGUGAGAGCCCCAUCGUGGUGGUGUUGAGUGGCAGUAUGGAGCCAGCCUUUCACAGAGGAGACCUUCUGUUCCUCACAAACUUCCGGGAAGACCCCAUUAGAGCUGGUGAAAUUGUUGUUUUUAAAGUUGAAGGACGAGACAUUCCAAUAGUUCACAGAGUAAUCAAAGUUCAUGAAAAAGAUAAUGGAGACAUCAAAUUUCUGACUAAAGGAGAUAAUAAUGAAGUCGAUGACAGAGGCUUGUACAAAGAAGGCCAGAACUGGCUGGAAAAGAAAGAUGUGGUGGGAAGAGCACGAGGGUUUUUACCGUAUGUUGGUAUGGUCACCAUAAUAAUGAAUGACUAUCCCAAAUUCAAGUAUGCGCUUUUGGCUAUAAUGGGUGCAUAUGUGUUACUAAAACGUGAAUCCUAAUGUGAGAAGCUGUUCCUGGGACCAGACUGAAGUGAAUUCUGUUGAAAAGAGAAAAAGUAAUAUAUUUGAAAUGUUCCACUUUCUGUAUAAAAGGAAACUCUGUGGAGAUGUUUUUGUCUUGUCCAAAUAAAUGAUUCAUCAAUAAAGAU